GAUAAAUCGCCCAUGACCGCCGGAGCUCCCGUCUCAGGAACUCGGACCCUCUGGCUCGGUGGACAUUUUGAACCCGCGCAGCAGCCUCCCGAAUCUGCCAACCCUUCUCUUCCUCACUGUCUCCAUCCACCAAUCUCAACUCACCCACCCGCCUUCUGUCAGCAAGUGAGCCACUCUCCCGACCGCCAUCUCGACGCCGCCGGUGCAAGAGCCAAGCCCCCGAAGCCUCGACCGACCGACAUAUCCGCCGCGCAGGCCAGAAAGAAAAAAAAGGACAGAGCGAAAACAGGCGAUUCGCCUCGCUGCCGUCAUGUGGAUCAUCAACUGGUUUUACGACGUCCUCUCUUCGCUUGGCCUGCUCAACAAGCACGCCAAGCUGCUCUUCCUCGGACUCGAUAAUGCCGGCAAGACCACGCUGCUGCACAUGCUAAAGAACGACCGUGUCGCAAUCCUUCAGCCCACCCUGCACCCAACUUCUGAGGAGCUUGCCAUCGGCAACGUCCGCUUCACCACCUUUGAUCUUGGUGGUCAUCAACAAGCCCGGCGCCUAUGGAAGGACUACUUCCCCGAGGUGAACGGCAUCGUCUUCCUCGUCGACGCCAAGGACCACGAUCGUUUCCCCGAGGCCAAGGCCGAGCUGGAUGCGCUACUGUCCAUGGAGGAGCUGGCCAAGGUGCCGUUUGUGAUUCUGGGCAACAAGAUCGACCACCCGGAGGCCAUCUCUGAGGAUGAGCUGAGGCACCAGCUCGGUCUGUUCCAGACCACGGGCAAGGGCAAGCAGCCCCUCGAGGGCAUCAGACCCAUUGAGGUCUUCAUGUGCUCCGUCGUCAUGAGGCAAGGAUACGGCGAGGGCAUCCGGUGGCUGUCCCAGUACGUCUAAAGGAUGAGCCGGUGGGCUAGAUACAGGUGCUGGGAGGUAGCAUACCGGUUGGCAGCGAUCGCGUAACCCCAACCUUCCUGUAGCCCAUGGAGCACAAUCCCGUUUGAUGCUCUGCCGUGUAUGCCACCACCUACAAAGCGUACCCAGUCAGGUGUCCAUUCCGCAGGUUGUGUUCCGCCGGAUCAGGGGGGAGUCUGUGGGUACUACAGGUGCAGACCUUGGAUUUUUUUGUUUUAUUUCAUGAUGACGAGAACAGAGAGAGAACUUGCUAUGCUGGCACGAUCAGAACAAUAUCUGUCCUUUUAUUAUCUCUUUAUUUGGUUUAGAGUAUGCCUUGCCCAUGUGUGUCGCUUGUCUCCCCAGCGCACUUUUGAUGGUAUCCUCCACAGUUCGACUCGUUUGGUAGGCAACAAGCACUGGAACU
Molecule: messenger RNA, 1304 nt
Organism: Gaeumannomyces tritici R3-111a-1
Lineage: Eukaryota; Fungi; Ascomycota; Sordariomycetes; Magnaporthales; Magnaporthaceae
Product: small COPII coat GTPase
Exons: 5
Coding region: 311-880 (189 amino acids)
Biological process (GO): vesicle organization; endoplasmic reticulum to Golgi vesicle-mediated transport; membrane organization
Cellular component (GO): endoplasmic reticulum exit site; COPII vesicle coat
Molecular function (GO): GTPase activity; GTP binding
Source: RefSeq, a predicted model, not a curated record